AUGUCUGCGUCCAAGGAAUUGUUCGGAGGUGCCAUCACGGUCACUCUGCCCUCGGAGCUCAUCGAUGCGUCGAACUUCCGACAAGUUCCUGAUACGCAGGAAGUCUUUGUAUCUCCGAACUCUGGCCUCAGCGUCAUCGUCGAAGUCCUCCAGAGCGUCGCAGCUACCGACCCCCGAGAAGCUGCCGGCUUCCAUUUCGAUGCCUUGGCGCAUGAUAACGACGCCAAAAGCAAGACGAUCACCGACACCGCGACUGUCUCGAACGGAUCUGUGGGCGGGACGCCAGACCCUGUCGUCCUGGAGGGGACACAGAUGGUGGAGAAGUUCAACAGGACGAAGCCGGACGAGGUCCGCAUUCUGCUCGCUCUGUUCCGAGUGCCGGACAAGACCGUCGAUCUCGUUAUGACCAUGAACGUACCCAUGACGAGCGGCGACGGCGGCGCGCUGACCGAGGCCGACUAUCGCUCUGUCAAGGACGUCUUCGACACAGCCGCCAAAUCGUUGCGCAUCGUCGACUACGGUUUGUUCGCAUGA
Messenger RNA from Epithele typhae, 534 nucleotides. RefSeq names its product Mog1p/PsbP-like protein. The record is from RefSeq and is a predicted model, not a curated record. Lineage: Eukaryota; Fungi; Basidiomycota; Agaricomycetes; Polyporales; Epitheliaceae. Gene Ontology annotation, biological process: protein import into nucleus. Gene Ontology annotation, cellular component: nucleus. The transcript is spliced from 3 exons. Gene Ontology annotation, molecular function: guanyl-nucleotide exchange factor activity; small GTPase binding. Bases 1 to 534 code for a protein of 177 amino acids.